AUGCUCAAGUGCUUGCCCCGAGUUGAACCCGCCAGCCUGUCGUGCCUCGUCCGAAAGUGUGUUUCACGCGGUGUAGGCAUCAGGUAUUUGCCACGGGGGUCCCGACGUUUCGCUCCAUCUGAUCUGUCCAAUCAACUCAGUCUGGAAGGCGAGCCGGUCUUCUCAACUCCAAAGUACCAGGCGACCGCAAUCGACAUCGUUCCUGGGGAGGUUCCCAGUUGGGGCCCGCUCUAUCUCCUCGCCGGCCCCGAGCUGAAGGCACUCCGCGACUACUACCUCGACAAAAAGCUGGCCAAGGGCUACAUCCGCCCUUCGACCUCGUCUUGCUCGUCUCCGAUUCUUUUCGUCAAGAAGAAGAGCGGUGAGCUUCGUCUCUGCGUCGAUUUCCGGCGUCUCAACAAGGUCACGAUCAAGAAUCGUUACCCCCUGCCGUUGAUCGAUUCGCUCCUGUCUCAGCUCUCUCAAGCUCGACACUUCACCAAGCCCUAUCUGCGUUCUGCAUACAAGUUGGUUCGCAUCCGCGAAGGUGACGAGUACAAGACCGCCUUUCGCACUCGCUACGGACUUUUCGAAUACUUGGUCAUGCCUUUCGGUCUAUCCAACGCGCCCUCUGUGUUUCAGCACUUCAUCAACGACGUUCUUCGCGCAGAAGUCGACCGCUUCGCCGUCGUCUAUCUCGACGACAUCCUCGUAUAUUCCAAGACGCUUGAGGAACACAUCGAGCAUGUUUUGAUCAUUCUUCAACGCCUCCAAGACGCCAACCUUUACGCCAACGCUUCGAAGUGCGACUUCCACCUCGCCUCUGUCGAGUAUUUCGGCUACGUCGUCUCGACAGGGGGCAUUUCUAUGGACUCCGCCAAGGUCCGCACCGUGUUGCCAUGGCCUCAACCCGACAAUGUCAAGGCCGUCCAAUUAUUCCUCGGAUUCGCCAAUUUCUAUCGGCGCUUCAUCUCCAACUACUCCAAGAUCGUCAAGCCCCUUACUCGGCUUACUCGCAAGGACACGGCCUUUGCCUUCGACGAUCAGGCGCUCAACGCCUUCACCACGCUCAAAAGCGCUUUCACUUCGGCUCCGAUUCUGGCUCAUUUUGAUCCCUCGCUUCCUACUGUGGUCGAAACUGAUGCAUCGGAUUAUGCCAUUGGCGCUAUUCUCUCCCAGCAGGGCGCCGACGGAAUCCUUCAUCCUAUCGCGGUCGAUUCCCGAUCAAUGGCCCCUGCGGAGCUCAACUACGAAACCCACGACAAGGAGCUCCUCGCAAUAUUCUGGAGCAUCGGUCGCUGGCGCCACUACCUCCUGUCGGUCCAAUCCCAAUUCACCGUCCUGACCGACCACAAGAAUCUCGAGUACUUCAUGGUAUCCAAGGUUCUCACUCGACGCCAAGUUCGCUGGGCUGAGAUGCUCGCGGAAUUCGAUUUCAUCGUCAAGUACCGCCCAGGCGUCCAAGGUGGCAAACCCGAUACUCUCAGCCGCCGGGACGACGUCUACCCCAACACAGGGGGGGAGCAUUCGCUGCAAACAACCCGACGAACACUCGAGCCGUUCUGCAACAGAAUCGACUCGCCACUGCUUCAACAAGUUCUACUCCAAUCGACGAGGACAAUUCAAGUUUCCUGACUAACAUCGCUCAAGCACAAGCCAAGGAUCCCAAGCUUCUACCAAUCAUCCAGGCAUGCCGCAACAUAACUCAGGAGAAUGCUGACUUCAGUCUCGCCGAUGACAUUCUUCGCUUUCAAGGUCUCAUCUACGUUCUGGACGAUGGCCUUGGAGCAACUCGAACGCGGUGACGAUGCACAGCAACUUUUCGCGCAUGUCAUUACGACGAAUCGUCGCCUCGGUCCGCUCCUCAACAUCGCCUCCAUCCUCUUCAUCGUCCUCGUCAAUGGCAUCCACCUCGCUAUUCUUCGUCGUCGUCACGAUCAUCCGACUCACGGACACCCGGGACGCAGCAAGACUAUUCAACUCAUCAAGCGCACAUUCUACUGGCCGGGCGUUACCACAUUCGUCACGAGUUACAUCUCGACAUGCCACCCGUGCCUCCGCAACAAGCAAUCGCGCCACAAGCCUUAUGGACUUCUCCGGUCUCUCGAGGUACCGGUACGUCCUUGGGCCUCCCUAUCCAUGGACUUCAUCGACCAGCUUCCGCCCUCGGAUGGACACAACUCGAUCCUCGUCAUCGUCGACCGGUUCACCAAGAUGGCUCGAUUUCUUCCAACCAACACCUCUCUCACCGCCGAAGGUCUCGCCGACCUCUACGUCACCAACAUAUUCUCUCAACAUGGCGUUCCGCACGACAUCGUUUCGGAUCGCGGGACUCUCUUCACCUCAAAGUUCUGGUCAGCCCUUUGCAAGUCUCUGGGCAUUUCUCGCAAGCUGUCCACUGCCUAUCACCCAGAGACCGAUGGCCAGACCGAGCGUGUCAAUCAGGUGCUGGAGCAAUAUCUUCGACUCUACACCAACUACCAACAAUCGGAUUGGUCUCGUCUGCUUCCGAUGGCCGAGUUCUGCUACAACAACACUCCCCAUUCGACGACGGCCAUGUCCCCUUUCUUCGCCAAUAAGGGGUACCAUCCGACUCUCGAGAUCGACUUGGUUCCGACGCUCGGCAGUUCGCAUCAAAACUCGAUUGCCGAUCUUAAGGAGCUUCACGCCCUCUGCCGCGACACCAUCCAGAAGUCUCUCGAACAUCAUCAAGUCUACGCCAACCGUAAGCGUAUCCCCUUUCCUUCUCUCAGCGCAGGCGAUCGAGUCUUCCUCUCGACUCGCAACAUCCAAUCGACUCGCCCGACUCGCAAGUUUUCCGAGAAGCGCAUUGGCCCCUUCGUCAUCAAGCGCAAGCUCUCCGAAGUCGUCUACGAGCUCGAACUUCCGCUUCAAUACCGCAGCCUCCAUCCGGUCUUUCACGUGUCUCUCCUGACCCCGUGUCCCAAGGAGAAGAUCGCCAACCGCCGACGGCCGCCUCCGCCUCCGGUCUCACUGAUCGAGGAAGAUCCGGCUUACGUGGUGGAACGCAUCCUCGACUUCCGAACCAUCCGCGGCAAGCCUCAAUACUUGGUAAAAUGGCUCGGAUAG
Microbotryum saponariae is the source of this 3069-nucleotide messenger RNA. The record is from the annotation of a GenBank genome assembly. NCBI's taxonomy places the organism in Eukaryota, Fungi, Basidiomycota, Microbotryomycetes, Microbotryales, Microbotryaceae.